Egretta garzetta (little egret) is the source of this 1188-nucleotide messenger RNA. It is a transcript of the gene NMUR2, whose product is annotated as neuromedin U receptor 2. Gene Ontology annotation, biological process: G protein-coupled receptor signaling pathway. The coding region runs from base 1 to 1188 and encodes 395 amino acids. Lineage: Eukaryota; Metazoa; Chordata; Aves; Pelecaniformes; Ardeidae. The transcript has 4 exons. The record is from RefSeq and is a predicted model, not a curated record. Gene Ontology annotation, cellular component: plasma membrane. Gene Ontology annotation, molecular function: neuromedin U receptor activity.
AUGGCCUGGGUCAGUAAUAUCUCCUGGUUUAGUCACCUCACUCUACAUGAAGAACGUUUCAGGAGGUAUUUAAACAGCACUGAGGAUUACUUAGCCUUCCUAUGUGGGCCCAGACGGAGCCAUCUAUUCUUGCCCAUGGCUUUGGUGUACACCCUGAUCUUCGUUGUUGGGGUGGUAGGUAACUUCUUAGUUUGCCUGGUAAUCCUCAAGCACCAGAACAUGAAGACCCCGACCAAUUACUAUCUCUUCAGUCUCGCCAUCUCAGACCUGCUUGUGCUGCUUUUCGGGAUGCCACUGGAAGUCUACGAGAUGUGGAGCAACUACCCCUUCUUGUUUGGGCCCAUCGGCUGCUAUUUGAAGACGGCACUCUUUGAGACAGUGUGUUUUGCCUCCAUCUUCAGCGUGACCACAGUCAGCGUGGAGAGAUACAUUGCCAUCCUCCAUCCUUUCCGUGCCAAGCUGGAGAGCACUCGCAAGCGUGCCCUGAGGACCAUCGUGGUACUCUGGGUCCUCUCUGUCCUCUUCGCCCUCCCCAACACAGGCACCCAUGGCAUCAUGCUGCAGUAUUUCCCCAAUGGCACCCUGGUCCCCGGCUCUGCUACCUGCACCGUAGUCAUGCCCAUGUGGAUCUACAACUGUAUUGUCCAGAUUACUUCUUUUCUCUUCUAUGUGCUGCCUAUGGGGGUAAUAAGUGUGCUGUACUUUCUGAUGGGGCUAAGACUGAAAGGAGACAAAUCUUUGGAAGUGGAGGAAAUGGCCGUGAAUGUUCAGAGACCAUCCAGGAAAUCAGUCACCAAGAUGCUGUUUGUCCUCGUGAUGGUUUUUGCUGUCUGCUGGGCUCCAUUCCAUAUAGAUCGACUCUUCUUCAGCUUUGUUGUGGAAUGGACUGAGCCUCUGGCUAAUAUAUUCAACUUAAUUCAUGUGGUGUCAGGUGUUCUCUUCUAUCUGAGCUCUGCUGUGAACCCCAUCAUUUACAAUCUGUUGUCCCAGCGCUUCAGGAUGGCUUUCCGCAGUGUCUCUCCUUGCUGCAAGCACUGGACCCCUAACCACCCCACCAAAAGGAUUCCUGCCCAGCAGAGCAUCUUCGUGCUUGAGGACCACAACCUCAUGGACUCUGCUGAAGACACAAGUCUCCCUGGCACCCACAGAACAUCUCUCAGCAGUUCUCAGCUCUCCACUGGUGUGUGA